CUUAAAUAGAAAAAGUUGCUUUUCGGAAAAUCCCGAUAUUCUAUGUCAGGAUACAUUUGAAAAUUAAAGUCAAUACGCGUCCAUUACUAUCUACUCUAAGGUAUUGAUAAAGGUAAUUAAAUUUUAAUUCAUUACACAUUUAAAAGUUGUUGACUUCUAUUACAACAACAAACAUUAAUUAACACUUUCUUGGACAAGUUUAUGAUCAGUCUAAGAGCAACACACUAGUCAUAUAAAAUUUGACAUAUUUUUUUUUUCCAGUCAUAGAGUUCGUUCAAAUAUUGUCCACUGAAAAUUUGAAGAAAAAAUCAACAUGACAACCCCGCUGGUUAAUCCAGGUAUUACAGUGAAACAAAUUAUUAUGUUUAGGAAAAUAGCUAGUCUCAAUUUAUAUUUUGAUAAUAUCAUUUUUUUUUAAAAUAUAUUUUAAAAAAUGUAAUGACAUAGCCUACUCUUUACCUGAACCCUUAAUGACGUUAUAGACGUUGUACAUCAUGCCUACUGUUAUUUUUUACAGUAUUUUAUUAUUGAGUAUCUACCAAAAACUCAUUUUAACACACUUUAUAUUACUUUAAUUUUGUCUCUUUACCGAUGUCUUUCAAUUUUUUUUUUUUUUUCAUCUUUAAAUGGUUUCUAAGUUAUUGAAUUAAAAAUAAUAAUUGUUGAGAUCAAAUAGUGAAAUAUAAAUUGAUUAGGUAAACUAUGUAUUUCGUUUCAGAGGUAAAUCUAUCCGGUGGCAUUGGAAUUCGUCUCGUGCUACCUGAUGGAUACAUUAUUCAAAAAAGAAUAUUUGAAAACUGUACAGCCUUUGAAGUAAGUAGCAAAAUAUAAAAGUAGAAAGCCAUACGGAUUUCGCUUGUGGAUGUGUAAUAUAUUGAAGUGUUAUUUCUUCAAUUUUAAUUUUUAACAGCAAAAUUUGUUGUUUUUUUUUUAAAUGUAUGUGCAGAAAUGCCUUAAAGAAAAAAAAAUCUACUUAUUAAACAUUGGUGGCACUAGUGCUUGCGAAGUGUGAGGAUAGCACAUGGUUACAAUACCACAAGGGUAUAUAAAGUAUAUAUAACGGUUUACACCACAUUUAAAAAUGGAUCAUCUGAUUUAACGCGUACGAGUUUGUUAAUAUUUUAAAUUAAAUACAAGAGCAGGGUAUAAAUUGAAAAAUGUGCUACCGAAAAAGAGCAGGAUGUCACAAGAAUAGGGUUUCACCCGAGCGUCUAUUGCCUGGCUCAGCAAUAUCAAUGGCGCAGCUUAGCUAUGAGACGCAAGGCGUGGGUUAAGAUUAAAUUGCGUCCACUUCAGAAGAACAUAAACUUUAAACUCAGAUUCCAUUCUAAAGUGAUCAGUUAUGUGAAAAUAUCAGAUGGGCAAUUUGAAAUGUGAGAAGAGUUACUGGGAUUUUUACUAUGAAAGGGAAAACACAUGAAUCUAGUACUGAUAUUAUACAAAAAUCUGGAAAGUGAUUGACUACAAAAAAUGAUUAUAUAUAUAUAUAUAUAUAUAUAUAUAUAUAUAUAUAUACUAGCGGAUAUACCCGGUGUGGCCCGGGAUUGCAAUAGGACCCUGAUCCUGGUGGGACCCCGAUCCCAAUUGGACCCUAUUCCCAUUCUGACCCCGAUCCCGGCUCAAUCCCGUUACCAGGUGUGAUCCAGAUGCCGGUGAGAUCCAAUUUUAUUGUGGCUCCGGAUCCAGGGGGAAUCCACAUUUUGGUGGGAACCCGAUUCCGUCGGUAACUCGAAUGCGAUGGGAUCCCGAUCGUGGUGGAUCUUGAUAGGCUACAUAUGGAGUUAGAAUACCAUUCUCUAUGGGAUUCCGGUUCCCCUAGGGACCCUAUUUUCCGAUUUCACCCCGUUUCCCGAUAGGAUCCCGAUCCCGGUUUGAUCCCGUUACCCGAUGGGAUUGCGUUACCGAUGGGUUCCAUUAUAUUAAUGGACAUCGCUCCCCAUUAGGAUCAGUGUGUAUUUGUUCGAAUAAGGAUUUAGAUCACGUUAUAUAACCCCUUAGAACAAUCUAGAACUUUCUGGAAGAUUCUAGAAUUAAUUUAAUAUCCUCAAUGAAAGCUUUAAAAAAAUUACUUUUCUAGGAAAUUAUUUUUCAAAUACGUAAUAUGAUACAACUAAUUUGCAACAGUGUAACUAUAGUGGAUUUAAAUUAAACUUGGAUCCCCGUGAGGGCCCAUUUAAUAUGGCACGUUUUUAGUUAUGUCUGUGAUGGGGGGAGGGGGGAGAGGGGCUAUAAAAGUAAUUUUUUAAAAAUAAUAGCGUUAAAAUUUAAAAGUUUUCCCAUAAAAAUCAGUUUAAAAAUGCCAUAGAUAUAGCCUUUAUAAAGUAUCGAAUGUUCUAGAAAAUUAUAUAUUGGAUGUUAUUUGUUUUAAAUCCGCCGAUAUUUCAAAACAGACAAUAACGUGUAUUGUUAUUUGGUGACAGUUAAGCUUUCUGAUCUGAGUCUAGUAGCAAUUGAAAGUUAUUGGGUGAAUGAUAUUAAUUUUGAUCAAGUCAUUGACUGGUUUGGAGCUUUGGUUUUUGUAUCUUUAAAGACCAGGAAAGUGUUUUUUUUUUAUAAAAGUUAACUCAAAGUCAAAGAACCAUAACUUAAUGGUGUUACAGUACUUAAAUAAAUUUUAUUCCUGACUUUAAUUAAUUUGUUGUUUUUUUUCUUGUCUUUGUUAUACUAUGAACUAAUUUUAACAUGAAGAAAUCCAUCGUGGAAGUCGGGCAAAUGUUGGGUUACAUCAUGAGUUUACCGCACCGUGUGACACCAACCCUAAGUACGCCAAACAAUGAUUUGCAAAGAAGAAAUACUUUAAACAUGUUGCUUUUUAGACGAUAAGAAAGAUAAUGUGCUUUUAACUGUAAAGCUAAAAUAGAUUAUGGUUUCUGCAAACAGCUGAAGAUGGAGCACUUGAAACAAGAGCAGUUAAUGGAAUACCGAGUGGAGUUGAAAUUCUACGAUACCAUCAGAAUCGUGCAAGAUGCCGAGGAGUUUGGCAGAGACAAUCUUAUUAGAUGUGAUGAAGUCAGAAUUGUACAUUCACAGUAAGUUUGUGCUUUAAAGUGGCGCGUUUGAACUUUGAACAUUGACGUUGCCAAAAUUAUAUGUAGUUAACACAACACUGAUCUUUUCAAAGUCACAUGUGUUUGAGGAAACUAUUUAUUUCAGUAAAGACGCUGUGUGUUGCGAGAUUUCUUAAAAUAAAUAAAAAAAGAAAAUUAUAGCCUAAUAUCAUAAUAGUAUCAUUUGCUUCUGCUGCUUACCCAAAAAAAUAUAUAUUUCAUUUGGAACCGUCGUGUGACCUUUGAGAGGCCUCUGCAACGUUUUCGGAAUAAUUUAAACUAGCACAAAAAAUAUACCACAAUCUUUUUCAAAAAAGUAUACUUAGAUUUUUUCAGCGCACUAAAAUUAUGUCAAAAUGUACUAUGAAGUUAAAAUAAAAAUUUAAAAAAGUACAACUUCUAGACAUAAGCCCAAGGAGACGCAUGCCUUAUAUGAGGAUUAUCUUUAAAAAGAUUUUAUUCAAAUGCAGCCAUUGUCAAUACAUGCAUAAAAUUGUUAGUACAGUUUAUUAUUAAUUCAAGCUCAAUAAUAGCAUUUAAAACUUAAAUUAUAAUUGUAUUGAUUUGAUAUUAUACCAUCCCUUUUAAAUUUUGUUGUUUUUCAAAAGACAUUGUUCGUUUGGACUUAAAUUAAAUUCAUCACUGAAACUUAACAUGUGUUUCCGUCCCAAAUGUUUCUUUCUAUUAAGGAAGGAUAACGCAUUGAAAGCUCUGUGUACUGUUAACUUACGACACAUAGCUGGUAUCAAGGAUAUAACUUGUAGUCCAAUGACAAUAACAAAAAGAUGUAAUAAAAAGGGAAAUCAUAUACCCUUUCAAUGUUGGCAAUUAAUUUAAAACAACCAGAAUUGGCAGAUGAUUUAAAAGAAAUAAACAUCGUUUUGUUGUCAAAUACCACUUGUACAAAUGGCUGGUAAAUUAUUAUUCUUUUAAACAAUUACCAAUUCUUUAGCAAUUCGGUACACAUUUUAAUAUCCUAUGAAUCUUUGUAUUCUUUUAUAUAUAAUUGGAGAUUUUCUCAAUUAAUACCCUGCCCUUAAGUUUUACCCUAAUUUGGUUCUGAAGUCAUCGGUACCCAUGAUUACGUCUUUCCGAUAUAAGUGACGUACCGGCACUUUUCCAUAAACAAUGGAAUCUGAGAAUAACUUAAACACUUGAGACGGGGCUAGUGUGGUGCGAUUUGCAGUUUCAGUUGGCGUUAAAAAUGAGUCGGUGACUGGACUGUACGAGUUAGCGCAUAUGCCAAGGUGUCAUCGUUAGUACAAUAUCUGUUAUUUCAUUAUUACUUAACAUUAAAACAAUAUAUAUAUAUAUACAAUUUAUGUUCUUUUAGGGGGUUGGUUUAGCUCACUUAAAGUCCGGCAAGGGCGGUACAAUGCUUCACCACCACCCUGGCUUUAAUGAUGUAUUGCGUUUUAAAAUAUUGACUUUAAAUAAACGGGAGGGAGGGGCAUUCUAACGUUACAAGGGGCCUACAAAAUUUACACUACACGUCUGUUUUAAAGUUAAAUACAUAUUUUAAAAAAAAAUGAGUAAUAAUAUUAAUUUUCUUCCACAUCUGUUUUAAUAAAAAAUAGAGUCGACCGUCUCCACUUCGCGCCUCAACAUUCCCGACUUCAAUAUAUCGCGUUUUUUUUCAAAUAUAAAAUGUAUUCAUUUACAAUUUGAUCUAGAUAUUGAACAUGUUAGAGCGCUUGUAGUUGCCCGAAUAUAUUUGAUUUAUAAAUGAGGAGUCCUAGGUAGCUGAAAUUUAAUCACCGCGAAAAAGUCUGGAACUGAUUAACCGCAAUAAACAUGGGAUGAAUCUUUUUUCCUUAUCAAUAAAAAUCUUGAGGUAAGUAAAUAAUAAACAUUUUUUUUUAUUUCACGUCUAUCCAGAUCUGAAGUGCAACAAGCGCAAGGUAAAGAUCUAUCAACUGCUAUAAAGCUACGUACUGGACAAUCACAAUAGCUUCACCAGAAAAAGCAAAUAUACUUGAGGCGAUAUGUCUUAUUUUAUGUAUAUGUAUCUUUUCAUUAUAUUCGUUGCAUUUUAAUUUAAUAUAUCAUUUAGAAAUACACAUCUACUUACAAACCCAUUUCGAAUUCUCCAUCGAUACACAUUGCUUAAGUUAUUCAGUGAAAAUAAAACUUUUAAUUGUUUAUUUUCAAAUUAUUCUAUUAGGAAAAGUUUUCUUUCCAAUUCUUUAAAUUAAGCAGCCUGCAAGCAAACAACAACAAAAACAUUCCAAUCACAAAAAAAUAACCAAUGUUGAAAAAGUUUCAAUGCUUAAUAUUAUUCCUACUCUUUCAUCCAUUUUAUUUUUAAUAUUUUGUUUGCCAUUUUUAAAAUCUUCAAUGUUAAGAGUUGUUGAAAAAACGAUGGCAUUAUUAUGUUGAAAAGUGCAUUUAAUAUAUUUCAUAAUCUCUGGCUUCUAACACUUCUACAACACCUACAGUUUGUUCUCAUCCAGAUAAAGUAAUUUCGAUGACUAAGUUGGAUAUAUAAGUAAUUAGUAGUAAUUAUUUUGAUUCAUAAAUUAAAUAAAUAAAAACUUUACAAAGUAGCGUUCUAACUGCCUUGAUGUUGUCUUAUACUCAUAUGUGAGACGGGGGCCAUGCCACCGAUGCGGCUUCGGGUUGUUUGUUUUUUGUUGUUUUUUAAUGAAGCUAAAUUUAUUUUUAUAGGUCUAAAAAAUGGCAGCCUUAUAAUGUCAAAGCUGUGGCUCUGCAAACACCAAAUAUUAUAUAAUAAAGAAAUCAAUGGAAAGUGCUUAAUUUAUGGUUCAUCGUUAUUCUUUACACAAAAUGA
Messenger RNA from Lymnaea stagnalis (great pond snail), 5838 nucleotides. Lineage: Eukaryota; Metazoa; Mollusca; Gastropoda; Lymnaeidae. The record is from the annotation of a GenBank genome assembly.